AUGGAUACCCCGAACUCGGAGAACAACAAGGAGCUGAACCACACAUCGAGUCACGACGAUGUUGUUCGCCGUGUCGCAACUGCGGACAGUGUUUGGAUUCCCAGGGAUGUCUUUGAGAAGCUGUACCUCAACCCUGAGAAACCUGUCGCUGGAGAUCUGAGGAAGAAAUUUGCCAAUCCAACCCCAGUUGCCCUCAUUGGAUUCGUUAUUGCGGCGACGCCUUACUCCAUCUCAAGCAUGGGCUGGCGUGGAGCAGGAGGUCUGGGAGGUGCUCUGAUCCCCGUCAUGAUCUUCUUCGGAGGUGGAAUCCAAAUUCUCGCUGCGUGCGCUGAGUGGGUGUUGGGCAACACUUUCUCCAUGUGUUUGUUCUUCACCUACGGAACGUUCUGGGUCGUCGCUGGGACACAGCUGAUCCCUUGGUUCAAUGUCGGCUCGCAAUACUCCAACCCUGUUGGCAACACUUUCCAAGGAAUGGACGAACCCGCCUACUUCGCCACUUUCGGAUUCUACUAUAUGUCUCUGGCGGUUCUCACCGUGAUCUUCACAAUUUGUAGUCUUCGCACCAACAUCGUAUUCGUUAGUGCGUUGACGACCCUUAUUGUGGCGUUCUGUUGUGGUGCCGGCGCCUUCUGGAACCUGGCGGAAGGCAAUGUCGAGAUAGGAGGGAAGCUGGUUGUUGCAUCCGGCGCAUGUACCUUCGCACUCACCUCGAUGGUCUGGUACCUCCUUGCUGUCCAGCUGCUGGAAUCGGUAGACUUCCCGGUCACCUUGCCAGUAGGUGACUUGAGUAAAGUCAUUAAAGGCAAAUCAGAACGUGCUCAGGCAAAGAUGAGACAAGAAUAG
Molecule: messenger RNA, 843 nt
Organism: Cyphellophora attinorum
Lineage: Eukaryota; Fungi; Ascomycota; Eurotiomycetes; Chaetothyriales; Cyphellophoraceae
Product: Protein alcS
Exons: 5
Coding region: 1-843 (280 amino acids)
Cellular component (GO): plasma membrane
Molecular function (GO): acetate transmembrane transporter activity
Source: RefSeq, a predicted model, not a curated record